AUGGAUCCUCCACUCGGCAGAAAUACCUUUACGAACGAUCGUUUCAGCCUACCACCGAUCUCAACUAUAGACGAUAGCCUUCCUAGUCGAUCAUGGCCACCUCCAGCAACAACUCUUCAUCAAGUUCCUUUUUCUUCACCACCGAACCAUCCCGAAAAUUGGUCUCCUUCAUCAACCCACAGUGAAACUAGAGACUACUUUUUUAAUAGACCUGUUGACCACCAUCACCGACAACGCUCUCUCCCUCAAUUUCCUACAAUGUAUGCCUCUAAUAGUCCUCAAGAACUUCCUUCCCCAGUCGCAUCUCGAAGUGUAGAGAACGAUAUUGACGAUGUCAUUCGACAUUGUAGUGCCCUUGGGGAGAAUAUGGUCCGUCGUAAAUCUCGACUAUCAGACCCAUAUUACCUAAGCGACCUUGAACACACAAGACCUUGGUUGGAUGAUAUGAUCAGUCGUGCAAACCAGGUGCUGAAUGCCCUCUUACGACUAAGAAAGCACCAAAUGGCGGCAGAAUAUGUUCGGGCCCAUGGUAUUGAUUCUCGACGUCGAGCUGGGACCAGUCAAGCUAUGGAAAUUGGCGGUCCUUCUGAACGUGCUGGUGCCUUGUUGCCUUUGGGAAAUGGACCAAUGUCACUACAUUCUAUUCGUCAAAGAAAACGUGGGAAACGAGCAACCUUUCAAGGACGAUGCCAUUCAUGCAAUAUUUCAGAGACUCCAGAGUGGAGACGUGGUCCCGAUGGUGCACGUACAUUAUGCAAUGCAUGUGGACUACAUUACGCCAAGAUCACUCGUAAAAGGACAGAUAGUGCUACAGCUGCGGCUGGUACAAUGUCUGUGGAAGACGACCGAGAAUCUUCAAAGAAUCACAACAACAAUAAUGACGAUGAUGAUGAAGAAGAUGAGUCAUGCAACACAAGAUUAACCAACAGAAACACGUUUUCCGAAUCACUGAGUGAUCGAGACUCACCACUAUUAUCAGAUGGAUAUGCUAUGAACGAAGACGAUACAUCUUAA
This is a messenger RNA of Phycomyces blakesleeanus NRRL 1555(-), 1014 nucleotides long. Its product is annotated as GATA-type zinc finger transcription factor. The record is from RefSeq and is a predicted model, not a curated record. NCBI's taxonomy places the organism in Eukaryota, Fungi, Mucoromycota, Mucoromycetes, Mucorales, Phycomycetaceae. The coding region runs from base 1 to 1014 and encodes 337 amino acids. The transcript is spliced from 6 exons. Gene Ontology annotation, molecular function: zinc ion binding; sequence-specific DNA binding. Gene Ontology annotation, biological process: regulation of DNA-templated transcription.